Molecule: messenger RNA, 1704 nt
Organism: Cornus florida
Lineage: Eukaryota; Viridiplantae; Streptophyta; Magnoliopsida; Cornales; Cornaceae
Product: receptor-like protein 15
Exons: 5
Coding region: 1-1704 (567 amino acids)
Molecular function (GO): protein binding
Source: RefSeq, a predicted model, not a curated record
AUGGAGUACUCAGAAGGAGUAUUGAGGUUAUCAUUAUUUUUUAUGUCUGUUUUGGCGAAUGAGUGUUAUGGGUGUUGGGAGCAAGAGAGAGUCGCUCUUUUGGGGCUCAAACCUUCCAUCAACCACCCAUAUAUGGCUCUUCCUUGCCAUCAUGGGAGGAGGACUUCGAUUGCUGUGAAUGAACCUGCAAAUUACUUUUUUAUUGUGGGCCUUGCAGGUUUUGAAAAACUAUCAAGGUUGAGCAAUUUACAAAUCCUUGAUUUAACGGACAAUUAUUUCAAUAAUAGCAUCCUAACAUCUCUGAAUGGAUUUUCAACACUCAAGACUCUAUUUGGAUGGUUUGAACAACUUGAAAGAGCUGAAUAUAACCGGGACAACAUCGAUAAUAUCAUAUCCAACCAAGGGCUUUGUGAAUUGAGGAGUACUCUUCAACAUCUUGAUCUCUCCUAUAACAAACUGGAGGGUAACUUGCCCGGGUGCUUGGCAAAGUUGACAUCCCUUCGUUUUUUGGAUCUGUAUUCCAAUCAAUUCACUGGAAAUAUUGCAUUUUCUCCACUUAUUCAAAUGACAUUUCUUGAACACCUUGUCCUUUCAAACAACCGCUUCCAAGUCCCAAUCACGUUUCCAUCAUUCUUCAACCACUCAAAACUCAAGCUCAUUGAAAGCCAAGAAAACGAAUUGGUGUCAGAAUUGAAUUUCCAGACUCCGGCGCCGCGUUUCCAACUGGCUGUUAUUCGUUUAUCUCACAGUGCAUCUAGCAAUACCAGUAGCACUACAGACUUUCCCAACUUCCUCUACUACCAAAAGGACCUCCAAAUAGUUGAGAUUUCUCAAAUUAGCUUUGAUGGGAAGUUUCCAAAUUGGUUGUUGGAGAACAAUAGAGGAUUAGUAGGACUUUUUCUACCAAAUAAUUCAUUCCGUAGAUAUCCUCAGUUGCCAUCCCAUCCCGAAACACAGCUUCUAGCACUAGAUAUCUCUCACAAUAACUUCCAGCAUAUUCCGAGAAACAUUGGUACAACUUUUCCAGGUUUAAUAUGGUUAACCAUGUCCGGAAAUAGAUUUGGUGGUAGCAUUCCCUCUUCAUUAGGUGAUAUGUCUUCUCUACAGAUUCUUGACUUGUCCAACAAUCAACUAUCGGGUGGAAUACCGGAGCACUUGGCCAUGGAAACCAAGGGUUUCAGCUAUGCAUUAGAUAUAUUUGCAGAAACCAAGCACAGAUCUUAUCAGGGCGAAUUCGGUAGAGAAGCAGAAGUAAAAUUCACUAAUAAAGGAACGUCACUCUCUUACAAGGGAAUCAAUCUUGAUCUAUUCUCAGCUAUUGAUCUCUCCUGCAACAGAUUGACAGGCCACAUUCCAAAUGAAAUUGGAAACAUUGGCGAAAUCAGAGCGUUGAACUUGUCUCACAAUGGCCUAAGCGGGACAAUACCAACAACGUUUUCAAACCUAUACAAAGUAGAGAGCUUAGAUAUCUCCUUCAACAACUUAAGUGGGAAACUCCCUUCACAGCUUAAUGAGUUGUAUUCUCGGCCAUAUUUAAUGUAUCAUACAAUAACCUGUCCGACACCAUACCACAAAGUAAAAGAUAUGUUCAAUUUGAUAAAUUUGAUAAUAGUAGCUACAUUGGCAAUCCACUUCUUUGUGGACCACCACUUUCAAGACCUUGCACCGCCAUUGGGCCACCUCCAACAACCCCAACAGUCGUGA